AUGACCAGGUCACAGGCCCUCGCACACGAUCACUACGAGAUCCUCAAUCUUCCCUUCACAGGGACCCCAACAGCCCUAUCGAAGCAACAACUCAAAAUCGCCUAUCACAAAGCCCUCCUGAAACACCAUCCUGACAAGGCAUCUAUGGUCGCAAAGGACGCUCAUAUUCAGGUGACCCGACCAAGUAGUCCUUCCUCUACUUUCGAUUCCUCGCACGCGAGUGGUAGGAUUUACACGAUCGACGAGAUCACAGCCGCCUACAAGACACUGUCUGAUCCUCGGUUACGUGCGGAAUACGAUCGAUGUCUUCGUUUGGAUCGGUCGAAAAUCUCUGAGUGUGAGAGCACUGGGACUGUUUUUCAUACGGGAUUGGAGGUCGUCGAUCUUGAGGAUCUCGUCUUUGACGAUGGAGACAAUGCAGCGAAGGAGGAGGGGCAGAUGAGCGGCGCCAUCUGGUAUCGUGGCUGUCGAUGUGGUGAUGAGAGAGGGUUUCAGGUGACGGAGGACGACCUUGCUAGAGAGUCUGAACAUGGCGAUAUUGUCAUCGGGUGUCGGGGCUGCAGCCUGUGGACGAAGAUUCUGUUCGCGGUGGAGGACGGUGAUAAUGGUGGUUAUGGGGAAGAGGAGAAGAAGACUUGA
Aspergillus tanneri is the source of this 639-nucleotide messenger RNA. It is a transcript of the gene DPH4, whose product is annotated as diphthamide biosynthesis protein 4. Gene Ontology annotation, biological process: protein histidyl modification to diphthamide. Bases 1 to 639 code for a protein of 212 amino acids. The transcript has a single exon. The record is from RefSeq and is a predicted model, not a curated record. Gene Ontology annotation, molecular function: metal ion binding. NCBI's taxonomy places the organism in Eukaryota, Fungi, Ascomycota, Eurotiomycetes, Eurotiales, Aspergillaceae.